GUGGGUGGCACUGCUGGACACUGGAGCAACAUCAACCAAAAUACCUUGUGACCCCAAUAGACAACUAAAUAGGGCAAACAGGGAUGGACUGACAACUCAUGGGGCCCCCGGGCAAUAGGGGAUCAUGGGGCCCCCGUGUCCUUGCCCACACUCAAAAAAGCCUAUAAAAAAAGGUACCAGGGGCAUUUCAUGUGGCCCCCUACUGACCCCGGGCCCUCGGGCCGUGCCUGAGAGCUCUAAUGGUCAGUCUGCCCCUGAGGGCAAACAAUGUAGCUCAGGAAAACACUCACACUGGCUUGCUAAGGGGGGCACU
Messenger RNA from Staurois parvus, 313 nucleotides. The record is from the annotation of a GenBank genome assembly. NCBI's taxonomy places the organism in Eukaryota, Metazoa, Chordata, Amphibia, Anura, Ranidae.